AUGAAACAAGGUAACCGUGGACAACCACUAUCAGCUCGAGCUUUCAGCGGGCGUUGCCUGGGCUGCAACAAGAUUGAUCAUAAGAAGGUGGAUUGUCCAUCAAGUGCACGCAGUGUUGAGGUACUGUUUAUGGCAAGGCUGAAUGAAAAAUUAGAUUGGUUGAUUGAUAGUGGUGCACCAUCGCGCAUGAUCCCUGAGCGAAAGAAUUUUCAGACAUACAGAGAGUUAAAAGAAACAUUGGUGUUACAACUGCUGAUGGUGAAUCACUCCAUGUGGUUGGUACGGGUGGUAUUCACAUGCAAGGCCCUCAAGGUCGCAUAG
Plasmopara halstedii is the source of this 321-nucleotide messenger RNA. RefSeq lists its product as uncharacterized. Lineage: Eukaryota; Oomycota; Peronosporomycetes; Peronosporales; Peronosporaceae. Bases 1 to 321 code for a protein of 106 amino acids. The transcript has a single exon. The record is from RefSeq and is a predicted model, not a curated record.